UUCUAAUUUCUUUAUUAAAAAUAUUUAGUUUGUAGUGUACUGUGUGUUAUUAUAGUGUCGGCGUUUCUAUCACUACUUAUAAACAAUAAAAUUUUGAUAUAGGACAGCGCAGGAAAUAAAUUAGUCAUGGACGAACAUCGCACUGGGGAGGAGACCCCGAUGUCUCAGAGGCUCACAAACGAGGAUUUCAGGAAACUCCUUAUGACUCCGAGGGCUACGCCUGCAGCUGGCGCCCACCCCGCUGGCUCUGUGCGCGAGGCCAUGGCCAAUGCUGGUUCGAUGCCACCACCAACAGAAAAUAAGAGUGAGCUUCGGCGCAAGAAAAAGUCGUACUAUGCUGCCUUAAAGAAACAGGAAGAUAACAAGUUGGCUGAGUUAGCGGAGAAGUACAGAGACAGAGCUAGAGAGAGAAGAGACGGGUCCAAUGAUAUUGGGCCUACUGACCCUACUAGCAAUACCAGCAGUGCUUACAGAGCCGUAGCACCAGAUGUUAAAUCAGGAAUGGAUGCCAAGGAAAGAAGAAGACAACUUAUUCAGGAAUCCAAAUAUCUUGGUGGUGACAUGGAACAUACUCACUUGGUGAAAGGUCUUGAUUAUGCUCUAUUGCAAAAGGUGCGUUCAGAGAUCCAAACGCGUGAGCAAGAGCAGGAGGAAGAGAUGGAGCGGCUUGUGUCGGAGCCGCCAGUGGAGGCAGUCAAGGAGAAGAAGGAAGUCGCCCCGCAGGAAGAAGAGAUCCAAUUCAAAACACAGAUGGGAAAAAAUAUUUACAACAUGGUCAUGGAUCAGAAAAACAAGAAGGUGACCCGCAAUGAGUUGUUCGCGCCGGGCCGAAUGGCGUAUGUGGUGGAACUUGAUGAAGAAGGAACUAUAGACAGCGACAUACCUACAACGCUGACGCGCAGCAAGGCCGACGUGCCCGAGCCGGACGAGCGCAGCUCGGCCGCCAGCGCCAACGACGUCGUGCUAGAGAAGCUCACGCAGAUAUUCAGCUACCUGCGCCACGGGCGACACAGAAAACUCAAGAAGACUAAGGACAAGAACGCAGAAAAGGGUCGCAACGAGGAUACGAUUUAUGGCGACAUUGGCGACUAUGUCGCCGGCGAGCGACGUGAGCGGGAGAGACGGGACGAGCGGCCGAGGACGGGGUACUUCGACAAACCCGUCGAGCAGGAUAAAGAGGAAGGAGUCGGUCCGCUGCCGAGUCGCACUGGCGGCCCCAACCCCUCAGAGCGCGACAAGCGCUCCGCGGCGCUGCUGUCGCGGCUCGCGGCGGAGCCCGAGGGCUACGCCGAGUGCUACCCGGGCCUGCGCGAGAUGGACGACGCCAUCGAUGACUCGGACGACGAGGUGGACUACACCAAGAUGGACGCCGGCAACAAGAAGGGGCCUAUAGGGCGAUGGGACUUCGACACGCAAGAAGAGUAUUCCGCCUACAUGAGCAGCAAGGAGGCGCUGCCGAAAGCGGCCUUCCAAUACGGCGUGAAGACACAGGACGGCCGGAAGACAAGGAAGACCAAGGAUAAGAGCGAGAAGGCAGAGCUCGACAGAGAGUGGCAACAGAUUCAAAAUAUAAUCCAAAAACGCAAGGCGCCUGCAACAGGAGACGAGCCAGGAUACAAGACCCCGAAAUACUAGCAAAGGUUACUGAUUUUACUUAUAACCGUAGUUUGGAAUUAUACAGUCAUAAAUAUUUGCUUCUUUGCCCAAAAUAGUGUAAACCCUUGUGUAUGCCAAAUUAUGUUUAGCAGUUUAUGACCUUAUAAAUAUAGGCUUAAAGUUUAAAAUGAUUAGGUGCACUGAGCUAAGAAACAUAUAAGAAGACAUCUUGUUAUAUUUACAAUUAUUUUCCAUCGUAUUUUCUCGGAAAGGUUCGUAUUUGUCAUGCUACUACUUCAGUCAACGUCAAUACCUUUUGUACCGAGACUGACUGAAAUAGCAAGACACGUUCGUACGUUUCCGUGAAAAUACUAUGGAAAAUAAUUACGCACCACCACUGUAUCUACAUAUGCUUAGUUUUUUGUAUAUUCAGUAGGUAGGUGUAGGCAAAUGGAAUAUGGAUGCUUGAUAACGAUAAUAGGGCCAGUCUUUAUUUUGUAGUCGAAUUCUUUUUCGUCAGAUUUUUAUAAAAUAUGGUGGAUAAAUAGAGUUCCCUGUUCUAUACAAUGUAUGUAUGUCCUGAAAAAUCUUUCUGAGUUACGAAAACGUACCUAUGGCAUUUUCGUGACUCAACGGAAAAUUAGAUUUUUUCGGGACUAGUUUUGAUUUUAUAUUUAUUCCGCUCAGAAUGAGAAGCCAGACAUAUAGGUGUUGCUGAUUUAUGAGUAUUAAAUAAAAGUAAUGUUACAUUUUAACCGCAUUGUUUUAGUGAAUUCGUUAGUAACUUGGUACAUGACAAUAAGAAUGGUGGCUUGAGAAAUCUCAAUAAGGUUCUUGCAAUUAGGGCCACACUACUAACAGAAAAAGUACAUAUACUUGAAAAAAAUCGACCUAUGCCGCCGUGGCCCGGUGGCCGAAUGGCAUAGGUACCUGCCGCGAUAGCAGAGGACGCUGGUUCGAUUCCAGCCUGGGGGUACUGGAGGCCUUGGUCACUUUUUCUUAAUAUAAGACAUUUAUUUCAGAUUAUAAUUUAGCUACGUUGUUACCAAGUUGUACGAGUACAUGAGUAGGUACAGUUUACUUUUAAUGGAGUUGGCCGGUCGAAGUACAGAUGGCGCCAGCAUAGCUUGCCCUGUCAAUCCCUAAAUUUUGUCAAAUUCUUUUUUAUUUUUAUUUUAUGGCCUGGAUGCCAGCCAUUUAAGACAAAUCUCAUAGAACAAAAUUAGAGAAAGGGGCAAGCUAUGAUGGCGCUAUCUACGCGAACCCUUGACAGUUGCCAACUCCAUUGCAAUUUAAACGCGUUACUAUGAGUGCGCACUGUGUAAAAUAAUAAUAAUAUUCAAAUAGGAACAUAAUAACACACACCCACAAAGAACACUAAAGUUACAAGCUUGCCCCGAAAAUCAUAACUCUGUUGGAUUAGAUGUUACAAUGAUUUAACUAAAUAUUCUGUAAAAUAUAUUUCGUGACAUGAAAGUUUCGUACAGGUUCUGUAUAAAAAUAAUAUCCCUUAACAUUAUUUGAGAGGUAUAAGUAGUAUAAGUACCCCUUGUAUUAAACUACCUCUGUAACUGUUUGUAAUAUCUCAUUUUCUCUGUAUAAUAAAACAUAUACACAUAUGAGUUCUAGUGUACACUUGUUUUGGACUCUUAUUUUUUAAUGUGCGACCAAGUACGCAUAAAUAUUUGUGUGCAAAAACUGAGAAAAUGUAAUAAUACAUUAUUUGAUUUUGGUGUAAAUAUAGUAUAAUUUUCCUAAUAAAUAACUUUAAGAUGCAAUUCGCGUGCUUAUUUAUGUUGUACUGUUAUGUAAGCUUUUACAGAAACCUUAAGAACUGAAUGAAUUUAUAAAUUUUGCCCUC
This is a messenger RNA of Cydia strobilella, 3457 nucleotides long. RefSeq names its product protein Red (gene beag). The record is from RefSeq and is a predicted model, not a curated record. Lineage: Eukaryota; Metazoa; Arthropoda; Insecta; Lepidoptera; Tortricidae. Gene Ontology annotation, biological process: mRNA splicing, via spliceosome. Gene Ontology annotation, cellular component: nucleus. The transcript has 12 exons. Bases 127 to 1635 code for a protein of 502 amino acids.